CGAAUCGUGAAAAUGCUAAGUUUACGGGUAUUGUCUCGCAAGAUUGAAUCGGUGAAAAAUGCGUUCAACAAUAUUAAUAAUCGGUUCUCUGGCGCUAUUGGCCGUGUGCGCCUGCGCUCCAGGCCCCGAUGUGAUCCAGCACAUCCCGGCAAAACCAGACGAAACACCAUCAGCUACAGAAAAAAGUGGUGCAGCAUCUGGUGCUGUGGAAAAAGAUGCUUCUAAACCGGUGGAGCUGGCUAGAGAGAGAAGAAGCAUUGGGGGACAGGAGAGUGAUCUUCUGCCGUCUGCUAAUGAUGUGGAGGCAUCCCCAUUUAGUGGAGGUGCAGCGCUGGAAGGACGUGGCCGCAUCAGAAUUCACUAUGUAGAAACAGGUAUUUCACCAGUACAUGACUUUAGAAAUAAACUACCGACGGAUAAAUUGACAAUCUCAUCUAACAAAGGUCUCCAACGUUUGGCCAAUAGUAUUUUAAAAUCAACAUCGAAUGUGACUCAAAAUCCUGUAAUGGAAGAAAAAUUAUUCCAAUUAUCAAAGGAUCUUGUAUCAGCAAUUAUUAUGAAACUAGAGGUCCAAGACAAAAUAACACGAAUAACUCGUGAAGCGCUUGACGCUCCAGGAAAGCUUAAGGGAAUGAGUGCAAUAGAAACACGACGUAUCUUAGACUACAUCUCUAAAACUUUAUCCAGUAACAUACUCAAAAUUACGAAAAAUUCUGUCGAACCUCAACUGCAUCGUCUAGUGUAUGGAUUAGCGCAAGUAGCUGCGGAAGUUUCUAUUGUUUCUGCCUUAAAAGAUGUAACUUACGCUUUAGCUUUGUCUAAGAAACAAUCUUCUGAACUAUCGUUACGUAAAAAGAGAUCAGUCUUGUUAGAAAAAGUCCGUCCACCAUCUACCGACAAUCCUUUAAAACUUACAGAAAGUAUUCCAGUUAACAGUGUAGUAGCACUGUUAGUAAAUAAUGCUAGUCGAACGCUUGAUAAAACACCUGAUAGUGGGCCUCCAUCACCAUAUUCAGUACUUUCUAAUGAUAAAAAUAAGGUACUUCAUGUGAUACCAAAUGAUAAAGAGGUUGGGGUAACAGAUCUUAAACAAUUUCUUAAUAAAACUGCUAUAGACAUUGAGGAUCAAGCAGCUAGUAAUACGAGUAGUGCACUUUUAAUUGAUGCUAAAUUAAAUUCUACUCAGUAUGUCACAGCAGACUCUCAAACAAUGGAAAUCCAUGAAAAUGAUCCUCUUGCACAUUCGGACAGUAAAAAUAAUGAUUUUGUAAUUGACCCUGAUGUUGCCGCUGAAAUAGAAAUAGUACAACCAGAAAUAGAAGACGAAGAACUGAAUGAAAAGAGAAACAAGAAAAAAUUGGAAAGGCUGGAACUCAGAGCUAAAAAAGCAAUAUUGCAUGCUGGCGAUGUUGCAUUUUUAACUGCAUCGACUGUGGUAGCAAUGCGAAGAGCUCUAACAGCAUCCAUUGAAGUGAAAAUGUCGGUACAGUAUGCUAAAACUGGCAUGACGAAUCACCAGGAUCUGAUGAUGAAUCUUGCUAGAACGGCUGCUCAGCAAGCUGGAAGAGAAGCUAAAAUUGCUACAUCGAAGUCUUUGGCAUGUGACAAUUAUAUAAAGCUAGCAUUGAAGUACACAGCACAAUCUAAAGGGGCCCAACUCAACCAUGUAGCGACCAGAAUCAUUAUGGAGACCCUAUCUCUCGGCACGUUAGCUAAAUCUAUGGCAACCGUUUCUUCAGACAUUGCUAUUAAUUCUCUAUAUGCAGCUACAGAUAUUAAACCACCAUCGUAAACUACAUAUUAUAUU
Messenger RNA from Aricia agestis (brown argus), 1807 nucleotides. RefSeq lists its product as uncharacterized. The transcript has 2 exons. Bases 59 to 1792 code for a protein of 577 amino acids. The record is from RefSeq and is a predicted model, not a curated record. NCBI's taxonomy places the organism in Eukaryota, Metazoa, Arthropoda, Insecta, Lepidoptera, Lycaenidae.